GAAAAGUUACCUCCCUUCAUUUGAUACUCUCUUCAAAGGAGAAUGUUGACCCACAACUAACUUUUUUCAAUUUUCUUAAUUUUGAUUACCUUUCAGUUUCAAAAGAUGUCUUUUGAAGAAUUGGAACAAGACCCAUUUGACACACAUGAGUUUGUAGAGCGACUAGCAUGGCGGACAAUGGGAACGAAAGCUCGCAGUCAGCACGAUGAGUUUGAUCCUAUGUUACUUCAUGGAGCAUUUGAGAGGAUGAUUGCUGAUCUUAAAACUAAGAAUGGCAUGGUGCAGACAAGGGUAGAUAAACUGGAGGAAGAAUGUAAGGAGGAGGAAAAGAAACAUUGGGCAAGAGUUGUAGACCUUCAGAGAAAUAAUCAGGCUGCCUUUUCUCACUUUCAAGGUUUAGACGAAAGAAUAAAUUCAGUAGCUACAAAAGUUGUGCAUCUUGGAGACCAGUUGGAGGGUGUGAACACACCAAGAGCGAGGGCAGUUGAGGCUCAGAGGUUGAUGAACUACUUGUCAGAGUUUCUAACUAAUGACCCUCCAAAGUCUGCUAUUUUCACAGAUCCAUUUCAGUUGCAGUUAGCUGCUGAGAUAAUACAGAAACUUCAUAUGAUUGCUCUAGAACUCCCAAGUACAGAGAAAUUUGCCAAGGCUAGGACAAAAAUUGCAAGAAAGUAUGAUGAUAUAGAGAAUGAGUUGAUAGAAGAGUUUAGAAUUGCCCACCGUGAGGGAGAUAAACGUAAGAUGAAAAGAUGUGCCUCAGUUCUCUCUAAUUUUAAAGGACAUGGUCGCUGUAUAGAUACAUUUAUAGAAGAAACCCAGAAGGGAUCAUUUAUUAGUUCAGAUCCAUUCAGUGAAGUGUUCCCACUAUGUAAUCAGAGUAAUGACUUGAUACAGGAAGUAUUUACCAACCCUGAUGUUGUCAUGGGAAAACUGGUUCAGAAUAUAUAUAUUACAAAGUUACAGACUUUUAUCCAAAGCAAACUUGACAAGCAGGAAGAUCCUGAACAAUAUUUGAAGGAUUUCUUUGAUAUCUACACUAGAACAACAAAAUUAUCUGGUGAUUUAUCAAAGUUUAAGAUUGGUAAUGACAGUUCAUUUCUGCCCAAGAUGACCAAAGUUAUCUUCCAGAAACAUCUAGAUGAUUACAUCAAUUUUGAGACGAAGUACCUACAUGAGAGAUGUGGGGCUAUACUACAGAGAUAUUAUGACAGUAAAGAACAUCAGAAAAAACAGAUACAGUCUGGAGGAUUGUCAGAGUUGCGUAGAGAUUUACAAGCUAAGAUAGCCAAUGUAAAUGUAAAUAUCAACAUAGGACCAAGUGUUGAGAACUAUGGUGGUGAAACAUUCCUCUCUCAAGAAGUUUCCAUUAAUAUUCUACAGGAAACAAAGCUUGCUUUCAAAAGAUGUCAAAGUCUAUCUGGUAGUUCAGAUGUACCUGGAAAUGCAGUGAAGAUUUUAGAUAUACUUAUUAAAUACCUAGUCUCCGAUCACAUUGACUAUGCUAUAGAAGUAGGCCUUCAAGGCAUUCCUGUGGCAGAACCUAAAUCAGCCCCAGCAAUUUACUUCUUUGAUACAGUAUCACAGGCUAACACUCUCUUCCAUCUAUUUGAGAAACAGUUCAUGGACAGUGCUGUACCAUUGUUCCUAUCAACUCCACUAUAUGCCGAGUGUCUACACAAGAAGAGAGAUUUGAGGGACAAUAUGGAGAGUAAGAUAGACACUGGUCUAGAGAGAGCUACUGCCUCAAUUUGUGGCUGGGUUAAAUAUAUCCUCGCUUCAGAACAGAAGAAAAAUGACUUCAAACCAGAUGACGACUCUGCUCUCCUACAGAUGGGAACCCCUGCUUCCAAAAAGGUUGUUAAGUUUAUGAGUGAACAACAUCAGUCUAUCAGAGAUAAUCUAGAUGGGAAAAAUGUGGAGGCAUUACUUCUGGAGCUAGGAACCAGGCUUCAUAGAAUACUAUAUGAACAUCUUUGCCAAUUCACAUAUAAUUCCCUAGGUGCUAUGUUGGUAAUCUGUGAUGUGAAUGAGUACAGGAAAUGUGUGAAGGAGUUUGGGUUACCAUUGGUUACACAGCUGUUUGAGAAACUCCAUGCUUUAUGUAACCUGCUUGUUGUUGUGCCUGAAAAUCUCAAACAAGUUUGUAGCGGAGAUCAGCUGGCUGGGCUUGACAAGUCGAUUCUCCUGUCAUUUGUACAACUAAGAGCUGACUAUAAAACUGCCAAACUUGCAUCUCUCUUGAAGUGAUCUUUCCUGUAACCAUGGAAACACGUCAAUCAUCUGGAAUACCACACAUUGCUUUCAUUUGUUUUUAUGGAAACUAAGUAGUCAUAUAUCAGUAAACUUUAAAGCCUUAAAAUCAUGUCAACACUUAAUAUCAAUGACUUUAAAAGAAAUGAAAACAAAUUUUUGAUCAGGAUUGAAAAAGACAGUGAAAGUGUAGUGGUAAAACUGUGCUACUAACUACAUGUACUUUAAAGAAAUUGUCAAAAUCUUCCAAACAUUCUUGCUUGUUAUUGAAUUAUGUAAAUGUAAUCAUGUUAUCUAGUGUAAUGUUCCUGAUAAAAACUGUUCAGAUGUUAUUUAAACAUUCCAAUGAAUGUGUUGUUCUGUUGCUACUGGUAUCUGUUGCUAAGCACUGUUGUGACGAUCUAAUUUGUAACACAGCAUGUCUGAAUGUUUUAAGUCACUUACCUCAAGUUAUCUGCCCACAACCACUAUUAAUAUGCUUUGUGUCAAGGACCUGACAUUCUGUCAUUUGAAGAAACUAUAUAGCUAGAUUAAGGGAGGUAUAUAUUACAGUGUUGCACCACAUUUAGGUAAAUCUUGAUCUUCCUCCUGUCUAUGAAUUAUGAAAUAUAUGUUACAGUAUGUUCAAAAAUUUAAAGUUGUGCCAUGAAUCAAAACUAGAAAUUUGUGAUCAAGCUAAUUAUACAUCACCAUUAGCUUAAGUAUAAACUUACGAUUUUUGAGAAAACCAACUUGAACCAGUCUUAAUUCCACCUCUAGAACUAACCUGAACAUGUAUAGGUGUUAUAUGAAGAAGCAAGUUUGUUGUCCUUGUAUUGCUUGAACCAACCCAUUAUCCUUUGUACAUGUACAUUGUCUAAUGUGGUAAAUGUUUGUUUCUAAAUGAACAUGGCAUGCUUUUUCAUUACCAGUAAUAAGGAUUUUAAUAUAAAAUACAAAUAUCUAGUCCUAAAGUGUAUAUUCUUGGCAAAUUGCCAGACAAGAUUGCUUGUAUAGUGGUGAUAUGACCUGUGUAAGAUGUGAACAGUGAUAUAUGUGUAAGCAUUACUUGCUAUAAAGUUAUAUGGAAAAUUUCCGAACUUUAAAUCAGAAGUUUUAUGUAUUAAGUAUGUGCAAUAAUUUUAUUUAUAUCUAUGUAUGUUAUCAUUUAUAACAUUUAUGAUAUUGUUCAGUUUGUAUGAUUUAUAAUUUAAAAUAAAUUUUAUUAUAGACUGUAUAA
Ruditapes philippinarum (Manila clam) is the source of this 3469-nucleotide messenger RNA. RefSeq names its product exocyst complex component 5-like. Gene Ontology annotation, biological process: Golgi to plasma membrane transport; exocytosis. The record is from RefSeq and is a predicted model, not a curated record. Gene Ontology annotation, cellular component: cytoplasm; exocyst. NCBI's taxonomy places the organism in Eukaryota, Metazoa, Mollusca, Bivalvia, Venerida, Veneridae. The coding region runs from base 106 to 2247 and encodes 713 amino acids. The transcript has 19 exons.